Messenger RNA from Nematolebias whitei (Rio pearlfish), 378 nucleotides. RefSeq names its product aquaporin 9b (gene aqp9b). Gene Ontology annotation, molecular function: water channel activity; urea transmembrane transporter activity; glycerol channel activity. Gene Ontology annotation, cellular component: basolateral plasma membrane; plasma membrane. Lineage: Eukaryota; Metazoa; Chordata; Actinopteri; Cyprinodontiformes; Rivulidae. The record is from RefSeq and is a predicted model, not a curated record. Gene Ontology annotation, biological process: glycerol transmembrane transport; water transport.
CAGUGCUGGAGGCUGCUGGUGGUGGAUUCCUGUCGCAGGACCCAUGGUGGGGGGAGCCGUCGGAGCCGGGGUCUACUUUCUCUUCAUCGAGCUGCACCAAGCCGACUCUGAGAAACAGGAGGACAACAACAUCCAGGACAAAUAUGAAGUUAUUGCACUGAGUUAAAGUUUGAAACAGAUCUGCACAACAGUGACGCGUUGAUUCGCUGCGGGUCUGAUCAGUGUCAGACUCUUUAAACAUCGGCUGAACAUGUGUAACGUUAGAAUUACACAGCAGCUAUAAAACAUUAUAAACAGUCAUAACAUGUCAAACAUGACAGUUUACAUCUGCAGUAUUUUUUAAACUAAAUAGAGCUGAACUCUUCAUACAAAAUGUGU